Cyprinodon tularosa is the source of this 2094-nucleotide messenger RNA. It is a transcript of the gene fggy, whose product is annotated as FGGY carbohydrate kinase domain containing. The coding region runs from base 116 to 1768 and encodes 550 amino acids. Gene Ontology annotation, biological process: carbohydrate metabolic process. The record is from RefSeq and is a predicted model, not a curated record. Gene Ontology annotation, molecular function: kinase activity; phosphotransferase activity, alcohol group as acceptor. The transcript has 16 exons. Lineage: Eukaryota; Metazoa; Chordata; Actinopteri; Cyprinodontiformes; Cyprinodontidae.
GCGACUCCCCCCUUUUUGGGCGCUUUCGCCUUCCGUCUUAUCCACCGUUCUGUACAUAUCAAAGUUCAUGUGCAUCUUGGUUAAUAUUUGACUGGAGGAUCCUCAGCUCCUCCUCAUGGCAGAGGUGUUUUAUGUUGGAGUGGAUGUGGGCACUGCCAGUGUGAGAGCCGCACUGGUGACUAGAGAUGGACUCCUGAGGACCACUGCAGAGGAACCCAUCUCCAUCUGGAGUCCCCAGCCUGAUCACUAUGUCCAGUCCUCCACAGAAAUAUGGCAGAAAUGCUGCUCAGUGGUCAAGAAAGUUACCAGUGGUGUGCAGAGCAGCCAUGUUCGGGGCAUUGGCUUUGAUGCUACCUGCUCUCUUGUGGUGUUGGAUAAAAGCUUUCAGCCUGUUCCAGUCACUCAGGAGGGGGACCCACAGAAGAACGUGGUGAUGUGGAUGGACCAUCGUGCUGCAGAGCAGGCAGUUCGGAUAACAAACACCGGACACAGGGUCCUGAGCAAGGUCGGGGGGGUCAUGUCCCAAGAACUGCAACCCCCAAAGCUUCUCUGGCUAAAAGAGAAUCUAAAGGAAAGCUGUUGGGACAGAGCGGCUCAUUUUUUCGAUCUACCAGACUUCUUGUCCUGGAAAGCUACAGGUUCCUUAACAAGAUCUUUAUGUACUCUAGUUUGUAAAUGGACCUACUGCCCUCCAGAUGGAUGGGAUUCCAGCUUUUGGACUAGCAUUGGCCUGGAGGAUCUCCUGGAAAACAAUUUCUCCAAAAUAGGCAGCUUGACGUGUUCUCCAGGGAGUCCGCUGGCAGAAGGCCUGACUCCAGAGGCUGCAGCAGAUUUGGGUUUGAACCCAGCAACAGCAGUUGGUGCUUCACUCAUUGAUGCUCAUGCUGGAGGCUUAGGUGUUAUAGGUGCUGAUGUGCAAGGCUUCGAAUUACCCUGCAAGGGUCGGCCGAUCACAUCCCGCAUGGCGAUGAUCUGUGGGACGUCCACUUGUCACAUGGCGAUCAGCGAGAAGCCUGUGUUUGUGCCAGGAGUGUGGGGACCCUACCUGUCUGCCAUGGUGCCAGGCCUGUGGCUCAGCGAGGGAGGACAGAGCGCCACAGGGAGGCUGAUUGACCACAUCGUGGAGGGCCACGCCGCUUACACCCAGCUGCAAAACCAGGUUAACCAGAGGGUUCCCUUCACAGGCACCAACAUCUACACCUACCUGAACAGCCACUUGACCCUGAUGGCCAGCUCCCAUUCUGCUGUGGACCUGCUGGGAUCCAGCCUUCAUGUGUGGCCGGAUUUCCAUGGGAACAGAUCACCGCUUGCUGAUCCGGCUUUGAAGGGAAUGGUGAUUGGAUUGUCUCUCUCCCAAACUUUGGAUGACUUGGCCCUGCUGUAUUUAGCUACCAUUCAAGCUCUUGCUCUCGGUACGCGCCACAUCCUGGACGCCAUGAAAGAAGCAGGACAUGACAUCAGAACCCUCUUCCUGUGCGGCGGCUUGAGUAAAAACCCUCUGUUUGUACAGGUCCAGGCCAACGCUACAGGACUGCCUGUGGUGUUGCCCAAUCAGAGCGAGGCCGUUUUAGUGGGAGCGGCGGUUCUGGGCGCGUGUGCAUCCCAGGACUGCAGAACCAUACAGGAGGCCAUGAAGAAAAUGGCUAAAGUGGGGAGAGUCGUUCAGCCGGACCUGGAGCUUCAGAGCUUCUAUGAGAGGAAGUACCAGGUGUUCCUGCAGCUGUUCUCCCACCAGAGGGAGUACCAGGCCCUCAUGAAGCACAAAUGAGACCAGCGAAGACAGGGGGGAACUGGAACAGAUGUCUUAACCCUGAAGUUCUGCUCGACGCAAAUGAUUUCACACGUUUGUUUUUGUUUCGUCAAAAGGGGGGAAAAAAGCAACACUUCCUUAGCGUCGGGCCGAGUGUUCAUUCUGUGGUUUGAUUUUAUUCGGAUGCAGAAUGUCAAACCGCUGAGCAGGCAGUUAGAGCUCACGUCUGCCUGAAGGUAAAAGACAUCUGUAUGACUCACAAGGGAUGCACAUUGUGAUUCAUUGGCAUCUUUAAAUGCAUUCCUAAUGAAAAAAGAAAUAAAUGUUGAGAACUUAACUAUAAA